UCAAAAUGACCAAAGUCCCGGAUUUUUUAACGAACGAAUAUUUGGAAAAAGCUCUUCGCAAGUACGAAAAAUGCGAUAAUUUAAAAGUUUUGGAGUUCAAAUGUAAACCAGCUGUUGCAGCGGGAAAUAAUUACGCGAGUUUACUGCUUCGCGCCUCCGUGAAACUCUCAAAAAACAACAAUGAAGAGGUUGAAAAGUCGAUAAUUAUCAAAACUGUCGUUCCCGAUCCAGAAAUAGCAAAAUCCAUCGAAGAUUUUGGGAUUUACAAACGUGAAAUUUUGAUGUACGACCAAAUUUUGCCGAAAUAUCAUGCGCUUCUUGAAUCCAUGGGCGACGAUGAAAAACUUUACUCCCCAGCAAUUGCUGUCGAUCCUGAAAAUUCAACUCUUAUCUUCGAGGAUUUAAAAAAACGCGGAUUUUCGCUUGCCAGUCGCUUAAAAGGCGUUGACGAGACACAUUUAAAUCUCGUAACUCGAAAAAUUGCAAAAUUCCACGCUUGUUCAAUGGUUUUGCACGAACGUGAUGAAAGCAGUUUCAAUCAAUUUCGGGAUCCGCCAUUUGUUGCAAAUGCUGAAGCAAUUUCCUACUUUGAUGGGAUGUCCGAAGCUUUGUUGGAGCAAAUGCGAACCUGGCAGGGAUACGAAUAUUAUGUCAAAAAAUUUGAAAAAUUAAAGAAAUGGUUACCUUCAGAAGUCAUGAACGUCUAUAGUGAGUCGAAAAUCCCAAUUUCAGUACUGACGCAUGGCGAUUUGUGGGUUAACAACAUGAUGUUCAAGUACGACGAGAAAAUGAAACCGUUGGAAUUGCUCCUGAUCGAUUUUCAGAUCGGAUAUUUCGGGACCCCAGUUACAGAUGUGCUUUAUUUUACACUUACUUCAACGAUUGAUGACAUAAAAUUUACGAAAUUUCCAGAAAUUCUGCAAAAAUAUCACGGAAUUUUAGUUAGUUGCCUGAAACAACUCGAUUUCAAGGGAAAACUUCCUACUUUGUUUGAACUUUACAAUCAAUUUGUUGAAAAAAGUUUUUUUGAACUUUAUACGGUAGUCUCAGUCUUGCCAAUUAUAAUUAAUAAAGAAGAAGAAAACGCGGAUGUCUCGUAUCUCAUGACAGACACACCUGAAGCACAAAAAUUCAAGAAGGAAAUGUUCGCGAACGAAAGAUUAAUCGCUACUGUCAAACAUUUUUUGCCUCUUUGGGACAAAGUUGGGUUGUUGGAUCCAUUACAUUGAUCAAUUUAUGCGUUUUUAAUAAAAAUAUUCUUCAUGACGUGAUUUUUUUAAAUUGAUUCAAAGAUUUUUUGUCAAUCAUCGAGGUUAAAUUAAUUUAAAAAAAAAAAAUUUAUUUUUUUAAUUUUUCAUAUUAAUAUUAAUUCAUUUUAAAUUUUUUUUAAUAUUUACCUAUUAUUUUUUAUUCAAUUUUUUUUUAAUAAUUUUAAUUUAGUUUUAAAGUUUUAAAAAUUUUAA
Molecule: messenger RNA, 1463 nt
Organism: Culicoides brevitarsis
Lineage: Eukaryota; Metazoa; Arthropoda; Insecta; Diptera; Ceratopogonidae
Exons: 2
Coding region: 6-1229 (407 amino acids)
Source: RefSeq, a predicted model, not a curated record